AUGCUUGCAAUCGGGCUAGUUCGAACUCCUGUGCUGCUGUCAGCCUCUAGGGGCCUGAUCCGGCCCGCGUUUAUGGGUCCCAGGAACAUGGCCUUCCGUUACCAGAAAAUUGGCGUUUGUCUAAGAAACUACGCUGACGUCUCUGGGAAGCCUUCCGAGGAACCUAAAGACAUCAAGGAGGUGAGUCUUGUGCCGAAAAAAGCCCCUGAUGCUAGUCUCCUUGUAAAGGUGGAAAAAGAGUGCAAGCGCAGAGAAAAGAAAUUUCUCAAUGACACCGUGAUUGGAAAGUUCUUGAAGUAUUCCGUCAUCGGAUGCUCGGUCUUCAGUUUUUCAAUCUUAUUAUUUGUGGGUGGGGUUUUCAUCUACGAUUACACCACUUACGCAGAUACGGAGGCUGUGGAACACUUGCUAGUGCCUGAACUGGCGCUGAACCCUCCUCGUGGCGGGCCUGAAAAUCUGCCCAUUCUUUCACAGCACUUGGAUAGUUUUGACAACGAGGAGAAGGAGGAGCUCAGACACAGACCCAAGUUGGUUGUGCUGGGGUCAGGUUGGGGCUCCGUAUCGUUACUGGAAACCUUGGAUCCGAACGAUUACGACGUCACUGUGAUAUCUCCCACCAACUACUUCCUGUUCACACCGAUGCUUCCUUCCGCUGCGGUCGGAACACUUGAACUAAAGUCUCUGGUCGAAAGCAUCAGGAACAUCAUCAGAAGAGUCAACGGCCAUUAUCUCGAGGCAAAUGCUGAAAAGAUUCUGUUUUCCGAGAAAUUGAUUAAAGUGUCUGUCAAGGAUGCCGAGGGCAAGAACCGCCCGUUUUAUGUUCCAUAUGACAAGCUGGUUGUUGCAGUGGGGUCCACCUCCAACACCCAUGGUGUUCAAGGCCUGCAAUACAGCCACCAAUUGAAGACAGCCGAGGACGCCUUGACCAUUAGAAAGAAAAUCGCCUGUAACUUAGAACGUGCAUGCUUACCAACCACUUCUGAUGAAGAGAGAAAGAAGCUCUUGUCAUUUGUGAUCUGCGGAGCCGGUCCUACCGGUGUUGAAGUAGCUGCCGAGAUUUUCGAUCUACUGAACGAGGACUUGUGCCGAGGAUUUCCGAAAAUCCUCAGACAAGAGAUUUCCAUUCACAUCAUUCAAUCCAGAUCGCACAUUCUCAAUACAUACGACAAGGCUAUAAGUGAAUAUGCCAUGAAGAGAUUCGAAAACGAUUCCAUCGACCUGCUGACCAACUCCAGAGUCAAGGAGAUUCUCCCUGAUGAAGUGGUUUUUGACCAAAAGAACGAAAAGGGCGAGAUCGAGAGAAAGUCUGUCCCCUUUGGGCUUUGUCUUUGGUCAACGGGUGUUGCUCAGAACCCACUUGCCCAAGAUAUCGUCAAAUCGCUGAAGUCCUCCCAGCAGAAUAGAAGAGCCAUAGAGACGGACACCCAGUUGCGUGUAAUUGGAGCUCCACUUGGUGAUGUGUAUGCUAUUGGUGAUUGUUCUACUGUGAGAACCGACUUGGCUGACCACACCGCCGAAUAUGUUCGUCAAUACAUUCACAGCAAACAUUACAGCCACAUCCAGCGUCAUUCCAGCAUCAUCACAGAUGACGAUAUUAGACACGUGAAUUUGUCUCACACCGAGCUGAAGGAGCUUUCUAGUUAUAUCCAGUGCAAGAACCCAAUCGCCACAGAGGCGUUGGCUUUGAUGCACGAGUUCAUCCCCAAGUACGACACUACAAACUCGGGUCACCUGUCCUUUGACCAGGUUAAGGCCAUGUUGAAGGAAGUGGACUCAAAGGUGACUUCUUUGCCAGCAACUGCUCAAAGAGCUCACCAGCAAGGAAAGUAUCUCGGAAAGAAGCUCUCCAAGCUGGUGAAGACCCACAUCACGCUUUCCAUCAACGAUAUCGUGGAUGGUGACAUCGAUAAUGCCAUCUCCAAGCCCUUCAAGUACACCCAUCUGGGCUCUCUUGCUUAUAUUGGAAACUCUGCAGUUUUGGACCUUCCAGGGUACCAGAUUGUUGGUGGAUUGAUGGCCAUGUACCUGUGGAGAAGUAUCUACUUCACCCAGUCCGUUAGCAUGAGAACAAGAGUUUUGCUCUUCAUGGACUGGUUGAACAGAGGUGUAUUCGGAAGAGACAUCUUGAGUAUCUGA
This is a messenger RNA of Kuraishia capsulata CBS 1993, 2136 nucleotides long. RefSeq lists its product as uncharacterized. The transcript has a single exon. Gene Ontology annotation, molecular function: NADH dehydrogenase activity; calcium ion binding. The coding region runs from base 1 to 2136 and encodes 711 amino acids. The record is from RefSeq and is a predicted model, not a curated record. NCBI's taxonomy places the organism in Eukaryota, Fungi, Ascomycota, Pichiomycetes, Pichiales, Pichiaceae.